AUGGCAUUCACCAUCUUGGAUAAAUCAGGUCGUGUAUACGUUCAGCGCGAGUUGCUCCAGGAGUGCAAAGAUCCUAGACUCAAUAUCUCCAAAGCCGAUAUUUUCAUGCGCGUAGCCAAACCAUUCUACGACCUGUCACUACGCCUUGCAGCUGAUUUCCCCGAGUCUCGUCGGCUUCACAUGCAUAUUGACUCCAGCGAGGAAGAGAGCGUCCUAAUAUAUCCUUUCUAUCAACACACCCUGCUUGGAAUGCUCCAACAGGAUCCAGAAAUCUCGGGUGCAGCAAAGAAGAAAGUGCUGCAGGAGACAGGAGACGCCAUGCAAGAGCUGCAUAGCAAGGACUGGAUCCAUCGCGCUUGCGACGAAGAGGGUACUAAGACAAUCACCGACGUCGCUUUAGGCGACUUUGGCCUCGCUUUUAGGUUCAAAACGGGAGCGCUACUUUCCAACACUCGUGCAGUAGGAAACGCCAUGUGGCGUAGUCUAGAAGGGCAGGCUGGGAGAGGUUUGUCUAAGGUAUCAGGCAUUUACUUAUUCGGACUGAUUUGCAUAUAUACCCUCGGGGGUAGGGAACCGCUACUCAUCAACGAUUAUCCGGAGCUCGCCAAGCUCGGUGUAAGCCCCCAGCAAGCAGUAUUGACGCGACACUUCUCGUGUUUUGGACCAGCGAACGAGGGCCUGCUCAACGUCAUCGAUAGCGAGAAGUGGAAAAAAGCUCUUAGAAUAUUGUCUGAAAUGACUUAUUUAGUCAUGCAAGACCAACAAGACAUGAGCUUCGAGGUGUGGGGGCAUGCAUUCGGUUCUGGGGCACAUAAGAUGAUAUCUGGAAUGACAAAAAUUGAUCCAAGGGCUAGGCCAACGAUAAAUCAGAUUAUGGAGCAUCUGUGGUGGAAGGAGGCCAUUUGA
Messenger RNA from Bipolaris sorokiniana ND90Pr, 906 nucleotides. RefSeq lists its product as uncharacterized. Gene Ontology annotation, molecular function: protein kinase activity; ATP binding. The coding region runs from base 1 to 906 and encodes 301 amino acids. The transcript has 4 exons. The record is from RefSeq and is a predicted model, not a curated record. Gene Ontology annotation, biological process: protein phosphorylation. NCBI's taxonomy places the organism in Eukaryota, Fungi, Ascomycota, Dothideomycetes, Pleosporales, Pleosporaceae.